UAGGCCUAAUCUAAAAAAAAAACUAGCCUCUGUACCUAUUCUUGUAGUAGUACUAGUAGUAGUAGUGAGAGUAGUACUAGUAGGAAGGAAUCGUCUGCCAUAAUCCCGCCUUUCUCUGCUCACACAAUCUCAAGUUACAGACUGCCGCUCAGUAGAGCAUCAUUUUGUCCAAACUUUGCCGACAUGGCUCCUCAAUGUCACACAUGCCAACUAGUUAAACCGUGGCGUAAAUACGUUUGGCUUAUUACUAGGCCAAAGUAAGUAGUAGAAAAAUGGAUGAAAGAAAGAAACGAGAAAGAAAGUGCCCCAAACACUUUAACGAUUUUGAUUUGGAAGAUGUUAACAAUGAAGAAAAUGUGUUUGUCAAAAAAAGGAAAGCAUGUCAAAAGAGUAAAGUUGUACUUGGCGUAAGUGUAUCAAGUGCUGAUGUAGCCCGAGUCCAGGCAUUAAGAACAUCAAGACUAGAAAAGUACAAGGAAAUGAUUAGAGAUUUACCUGAGGCUGAUGUCAGGCAACUUUUAUUCCGGUGUCUAGAAAAAAACCAGGGACUAGUGAUUGAUGUUGUGGAUAAAAUUAACCAAAAAUCUGAUGAUGUACAACCAACAAGAGAGGCAGUUACCCAAGUUCCUGAUUGGUGCGUGUGCUCUUACUGUAAAGAAAUGCCGACUGAUUUGGAACGGUUAUGUUGUAACAUGAAACCUGAGCUGUGCUUGUCGAAAGAAGUAACAAUGGAUGCCUAUGUCUUAAAUGAACUGUCCUUGGCCUUUUCUCGAGCAAGGAAAAGAGAUUUUCGACAAAUUGCUGAGUUGGAACCCGAGGAGCAAAACAAAUCUAAUCGUCAUCACAGUUACAUGUUGUUCAUAUACUGGAGGCAUCAGCGAUUAUUAAGAGGAGACAGACGCAUCAUUCCAUCAUGCUGUGUAUGGAGAAUUCGCGAUAAGUUUCCAUCUCCUACCAGAACUUAUCGUGGAUUUGAUGCAAAUGUCCACCUUUGACAGUCGCUGAGAAUGCACAAUUUAGGUUUUUUGUUGCAGCAUAACCGUUUCAAAUCAGUGUGCAUACGCACCAAUCAGGAACUUGGUUAUCUACUUGUCUUGUAUGUUGUUCUGUACAUUAAUUCUCUCAACUUCAAUCACGACCAUAUUGAUAUGCUAAUUACUCAGUUCAACAAUUAAUUUUUUGUUUGCAAGCCUCAUAUACAAUUAAACUUGACUGAGUUGACUUUGACUAACUCAAUUAAUUUCCAAGUUGAUAAUAUUUUACAUUGGAAAUUUUUGUAUUUUUAAUUAUUAAUUUAUAAGUCGAAUUUUGUGUAGGUCAAAUAAUUUUUCAAUGCCAUUUUUUGGAUUGGCAUUAGGCAAGUUCAACUGUAUUUGCAAAACAACCAUUUGCAAUGCUUUAUAAACCCUUGUUGUUGCUAAAUCUGGAACAUCCAAUUAGCUCUUCCAUUGAUGGUGCUGGAACUUUGGCAAUAGUUGUUUUUAAUCUUCUCGGGUCAUCAUGAUCCAACAUAUGCUUAUCCAUUAUGUUGUGUGUAUCUGCAAGUCUUGCUGAUAUUAUAGCAUCUUGCAUCUCGUAAAGAUAUUUGUAUGAUUUGUCGACUGGAGUCUUCAUUGCUGACCAGUUAUUGGUCUUUUUGUUGUAAUGUUUGUGCCAUCUGAUAAAGAGAAUGUGUGUUUGUUACAGCAAGGUGCAAAAGAGACAAUUAAAUAAUCAGUAAAAAUUAAGUUAUAACAUAAUGAGAUUUACUUACUGAGGCCUGCCAUCUUUUGUGUGCUUCUGGGGGCGGUUUUUGUUUGUCUGAAAGUCUAAAGCAGCAAGACGGUUUCUUGCUCGAAAGGCUUGAAAUCUGUAGUGAAAGUAAUUUACCAUUAUUAUAUACAUCUGUAGUUAAAAUCAUUUACCAUAAUUAUACAAUACUUUUGUUUUCAUUGUUCAAAUUUUAAUUAUGGGACAGUAAUAUACUCCAUCACUAAAUUUUUACCUAAAACUUUGGCGUUUCGAAGCAUAAGCAAGAAUCACAUUGUGGUAGCUUUCAAGUAUUCCAGUAUGUCUAAAAAGAUAAAUAUUUAGAUAUCAAAUAUAUAUAUUAAAAAUAUAUGUAAAUAAUUAUAUAAAUAAUAUAUACAGAUUAGAUACAGUGGAUGUUUGUAUGUAUAUUUAUAUACCUUACUAUUAAUAGUAUUAGUCCCAAUUUUAAUUAGUACAAGUUAGUGUGUAUUAUAUAACUGUAUAUCAGUAUUACCUGAAAUUUACAUAUCUCGGUAAAUUCUUUACAAAUGUGGGGUUGUGAAAUAUACGGUCAAGAGCCUUAGCUGCUGGUGAAGCCCUUGUUAGGUACGGUUUUUCUGGGUCUUCUGGUUGGUCAUCACCAUGGAUAAUUUCUGUUCCAUUUUCAUUUUCAAAUGUUACAUGGCCACAAUUGCCAGAAGACCAAACAUGUUCACCCACAACAUGGUGUAGGGCUGAAAACAAUUUUGUCUGUAAAAUCAAAAUUGUUAGGGUUGUAUUUUAAAAUGUAUUUAACGUUUUUUAAUUAUUUUUUUUGAUAUGCAUUCAAAUUUUUAAAAUCUACCCAACAAAAUGUAUACUUUUUAGUAAUUAUUAAUAUUUAUGUGUGUUACAAAUAACAACCAGAUAUUGGCAUGACAUAUGAUUGUUGUUUUGUGGUGGUGUUUGAAAUAAAGAAUGAACUUGAAUACAAACCUCUAAUCGGUUCAAAUCACCCUUUGCCAUUUGACAUGAAUGCCAAAAAUGAUUUGCAAGCGGCUGUAUCCAAGCCAAUA
Anneissia japonica is the source of this 2786-nucleotide messenger RNA. RefSeq names its product P2X purinoceptor 7-like. The record is from RefSeq and is a predicted model, not a curated record. Bases 273 to 995 code for a protein of 240 amino acids. The transcript is spliced from 6 exons. Lineage: Eukaryota; Metazoa; Echinodermata; Crinoidea; Comatulida; Comatulidae.